CUACAUUUCACAAUCAGCUGGAGUUUGUAACAUUUCUCUUCCGGAAGAGGCUGGACCUGGGCACUAGGAGAUGGCUUCUUUACUGUGCUGUGGCCCGAAGCUGGCAGCUUGUGGCAUUGUCCUCAGUAUCUGGGGAGUGAUUAUGUUGGUCCUACUGGGAAUCUUCUUCAACAUCCACUCGGCUGUUCUGAUUGAAGAUGUUCCCUUAACUGAGGAAGACUUUACUACCACUGAUGCUCCACAGAGAAUCUAUCGAAUCUACGAGCAAGUCAGCUACAACUGCUUUAUUGCAGCUGGAAUCUACAUUGUCCUGGGAGGGUUCUCCUUCUGUCAGAUUCGCCUUAACAAACGCAAGGAGUAUCUGGUGCGCUAAGACAUCUCAUUAUUUAUUUAAAGUGCUGCCACCCUCUAACCCAAGCAACUGCUGUUACCUUUUUUAAAUAUUCAAAGAUCUCUCUCUCUCUCCCUCUCUCAUCAAUUGUUGAAACAAAAAUAAAAUUGUACUUGAAAUUUAAAUGAUGUGGUGGUGGGUGGCAUUCAGAUGUGUCUGAAUAAAUGUUACAAGGUGUUUGCUUGAAAACUUUCUUGUGGGAACCUCUUGUUGAAAGACUUUUUUCUUUUCACCUCCCUUGCCCCGUUCUCAUUGUCCCUCUGGAAUCCUUCCAAGUUGUGUAUUCAUCAUUACAUGGUCACACAUAAGCCGCAUCAGAUUUGGUGGUACUUUGAAGCCUGACAACGUCAAAGCCAUUUUGUUGCCGGAGUGGGUGAGGUUGGGAUGGAAGAAUAGGCUGUGGUGUUGAAACUGUGAACGUCUAGUUUGUCUUCCUAGAUACUCUACUGUGAAGGAAUGUAUCCCAUUUGGUGGCAGGACUGUUGUGAUGCUUUUAUUUUUGGAGUUAGUGGUUAGAAGGAAGGGGAGGACUGUCUCGCAGGACUUUUGGGGUGGUCAGCACAUUAAUUUGUGUAAAAGCAAAAUAGUGCAGAUGCUGGUAGUCUGAAGUUUUUAAAAAAAACUAAUUCUGGAGAAACUCAGCAGGCCUGGCAGCAUCCACGGGAGGCGUAAACAGUUAACACUCCAAGUCUUGUAUGACUCCUCUUCGUUUCCAAAGAAGAAUAGUGUUGAACUCAACAUUAACUGUUUUUUGUCUCCCCAGAUGCUUACCAGACUUGCUGAGAUUCUCCAUACUUUGUGUCAGAUCCCUCUGGCAUUCUAUAGGUGUUGUACUCUUGUUGCUAUGGUAAUAGGCCUGCUUGGAGUUGGACUAAAGCUUCGAGGCCUAACCAUUGCUGAAUAAGGGCAGGGGAAUUUCCCUGGCCAUCUUUCACCCCAGUGUUUGUUUUCAGGACCAAAACUAAUCUUGUGAAGGAAGCACAGGCAAAGCAAGGAUCUGGACUACGGUUUCUGUUACCUGAUGAAAAUUGGAAUCUCUUUAAAUAAUUUUCUAAUUUUGCAGAAAUAGAGGGGAGGAGAAACAUUGACGCUUGUAUUGCACAUCAGUCAGUGUCAGUCACUGACCCAUCCGGAUGUGUUUAGAGAGUGAUUUCAGAAGAUUCCCAUUUCCUUUCCAAUUCCAUUAUUUCACAACCAAUUUUUCAUAGCAAGAGAAGUCUACAAAUAUUAAUGUAGGACCUUGAGUCACGAGGCCCUGUCUGUUCAUGAGAAACUUUUAUUUUUGUCAUUUUUUUUGAAGUUAUAAUUUGAGUAGUUUGUGUUGAUGUAACUGUGGAAAACAAAUGUAAAUGAUCCAUUAUUUGAAAUUUUAGAAUAAUAAAAUGGAUGAAAUUCACGGUA
Messenger RNA from Stegostoma tigrinum, 1792 nucleotides. RefSeq names its product ribonuclease, RNase K a (gene rnaseka). The transcript has 3 exons. Gene Ontology annotation, molecular function: RNA endonuclease activity. The record is from RefSeq and is a predicted model, not a curated record. NCBI's taxonomy places the organism in Eukaryota, Metazoa, Chordata, Chondrichthyes, Orectolobiformes, Stegostomatidae. The coding region runs from base 71 to 373 and encodes 100 amino acids.